AUGAGUGCAUUUCGAAUAUUUAUACCUGUUGCUAUCUCGCCACAUACAUCUUUUACUUUCCUUGUUCUAUCUCGUUUUUUUUCCUGUUUCUUUUUUAAUUUAUCUUUCUUUCUUUUUCUCUCUUUGUUCUGUUUCCUUUUUCCUUUUCUGUAUUUUUUCGCUUUUUUUUCUAUUUCCUUUCUUUCUUUUUACUGUUUCUUUUUUCACUUUUUCUUUCUUUUUUUCUAUUUCCUUUCUUUCUUUUUACUGUUUCUUUUUUCACUUUUUCUUUCUUUUUUUUCCUUUUUUUUUUUACUUUUUUUUUCUGUUUCUUUUUUUCACUUUUUCUUUCUUUUCUUUUUCCUUUUUUUUUUUUUUCUUUUUUUUUACUGUUUCUUUUUCUUUUUUUUCUUUCUUUUUUUUUUCUUUUUCCUUUUUUCUUUCUUUUUUACUGUUUUCUUUUUUUUUCACUUUUUUUUUCUUUUUUUUAUUUCCUUUCUUUUUUUUACUUUUUCUUUUUUUUCUACUUUUUUUUUUUCUUUCUUUUUUCUAUUUCCUUUCUUUCUUUUUACUGUUUCUUUUUUCACUUUUUCUUUCUUUUUUCUAUUUCCUUUCUUUCUUUUUACUGUUUCUUUUUUCACUUUUUCUUUCUUUUUUCUAUUUCCUUUCUUUCUUUUUACUGUUUCUUUUUUCACUUUUUCUUUCUUUUUUUUCUUUCUUUUCCAUUUCCUUUCUUUCUUUUUUUUUGUGUUUCUUUUUUUCACUUUUUUUUUUUUUUUUCUUUUUCUAUUUCCUUUUCUUUCUUUUUUCUAUUUCCUUUCUUUCUUUUUACUGUUUCUUUUCCUAUUUCUUUUCUAUUUAAUCUAUCUCCUUUCUUUUCACUUACUCUUCCUCUUUUUCCUAUUCCAUUUUAUUCCUAUUUCUCACUUCUUUCUUCUUUUUCUUUCUUUCUUUUCCGUCUUUCUCUAUCCCCUUUCUUAUCCCCUCUUUACCUCCUCUUCUUUUUUCUUAUUCCUUUGUUUAUUUUUUAUUUUAUUUUCGAUCUUUCCUAUACACUGUUCUUUCUUUCUUACGUCUUUUAUUUUUAUAAAUUUUCUGUUCGUAUUACUUUUCUUCUAUAUUUUAUAUAUUUUUUUCUUUUCUUUAUUUCCUUCUUUCUCGUCUUUCUUCUUUUCAAUUUCCUUUCUUUCUUUUUCAUUAUAA
This is a messenger RNA of Acanthosepion pharaonis, 1182 nucleotides long. The record is from the annotation of a GenBank genome assembly. Lineage: Eukaryota; Metazoa; Mollusca; Cephalopoda; Sepiida; Sepiidae.